Molecule: messenger RNA, 471 nt
Organism: Acipenser ruthenus (sterlet)
Lineage: Eukaryota; Metazoa; Chordata; Actinopteri; Acipenseriformes; Acipenseridae
Product: protein S100-A1-like
Exons: 3
Coding region: 159-437 (92 amino acids)
Molecular function (GO): calcium ion binding; transition metal ion binding
Source: RefSeq, a predicted model, not a curated record
CUCUCAUUGGACCAUCAGUUUUAGGGAGCGGUGACCCACUCAAUUCGCCAGGUUAUUUAACCCAUUGACAGACCGCUCUCCGCUAUUAACCCUUCAGUUCAACAGUGUUUGGUGUCUUCUGCUCAGGCCGGCUCACACACACCGCUCAGUUUCUCACCAUGUCUCAACUCGAGGGCGCCAUGUCUACAGUACUCAAUGUUUUCUACAAGUACUCCGGCAAGGAAGGAGACAAGAAAACCCUGAGCAACGGGGAGCUGAUGGACCUCAUCAAGAACGAGCUGGGCAACUUCCUCCAGAUUCCCAAAGACCAGGGCGCGGUUGACGGAAUUAUGAAAAAGCUGGAUGCCAACAAAGACGGGCAGGUGGACUUCAAAGAGUACUUUGUCCUGAUCGGCGCCAUCACCAUGUUAUCCAACGCCGGGAAGGGUCAGAAGUAGUGAGCGUGGAGACCCUCCCCCCCCCCCCCCCACC